AUGGCCGACCAGGAAGUGGACUUGGACUCCAUUAUCGACCGGCUGCUGGAGGUGAGGGGCAGUCGGCCGGGCAAGCAGGUUCAGCUGCUCGAGUCGGAGAUUCGUUUCCUCUGCACCAAGGCCCGUGAGAUUUUCAUCUCUCAGCCUAUUCUCCUGGAGCUUGAAGCUCCCAUCAAGAUUUGCGGUGAUAUCCACGGUCAAUACUACGAUCUUUUGCGCCUUUUCGAGUACGGUGGAUUCCCUCCGGAGGCCAACUAUCUGUUCCUCGGUGAUUACGUCGAUCGUGGCAAGCAGUCGCUCGAGACCAUCUGCCUCCUGCUCGCCUACAAGAUCAAAUACCCCGAGAACUUCUUCAUUCUGCGUGGUAACCACGAGUGCGCUUCUAUCAACCGUAUCUAUGGAUUCUACGACGAGUGCAAGCGCCGCUACAACAUCAAGUUGUGGAAGACUUUUACCGAUUGCUUCAACUGUCUGCCUAUUGCCGCCAUCAUUGAUGAAAAGAUUUUCACCAUGCACGGUGGUCUGAGCCCCGAUCUGAACUCGAUGGAGCAAAUCCGCCGUGUCAUGCGCCCCACCGAUAUUCCCGACUGCGGCCUUCUGUGCGAUCUCCUGUGGUCCGAUCCCGAUAAGGAUAUCACUGGCUGGAGCGAAAAUGACCGCGGUGUUUCGUUCACAUUCGGACCCGAUGUGGUUUCACGCUUCCUACAGAAACACGAUAUGGACUUGAUAUGUCGUGCGCAUCAAGUUGUUGAGGACGGUUACGAGUUCUUCUCCAAGCGCCAGUUGGUCACGCUAUUCAGCGCACCCAACUACUGUGGUGAAUUCGACAAUGCGGGUGCAAUGAUGAGUGUCGACGAAAGCCUGCUCUGCUCGUUCCAGAUCCUGAAACCAGCCGAAAAGAAACAAAAGUACGUUUACGGUAGCAUGAGCUCCGGCGGACCCAACACCCCACAGCGAAAGCAAAAGAAGAAAUAA
Messenger RNA from Penicillium longicatenatum, 975 nucleotides. RefSeq names its product type 1 serine/threonine-protein phosphatase catalytic subunit GLC7 (gene glcA). The record is from RefSeq and is a predicted model, not a curated record. The transcript has 4 exons. Lineage: Eukaryota; Fungi; Ascomycota; Eurotiomycetes; Eurotiales; Aspergillaceae. Bases 1 to 975 code for a protein of 324 amino acids. Gene Ontology annotation, cellular component: cytoplasm; nucleus. Gene Ontology annotation, molecular function: protein serine/threonine phosphatase activity.